Messenger RNA from Hemibagrus wyckioides, 2731 nucleotides. Its product is annotated as cAMP-responsive element modulator-like. Gene Ontology annotation, biological process: regulation of transcription by RNA polymerase II. Gene Ontology annotation, molecular function: RNA polymerase II cis-regulatory region sequence-specific DNA binding; DNA-binding transcription factor activity, RNA polymerase II-specific. Lineage: Eukaryota; Metazoa; Chordata; Actinopteri; Siluriformes; Bagridae. The transcript is spliced from 3 exons. Gene Ontology annotation, cellular component: nucleus; ATF4-CREB1 transcription factor complex. The record is from RefSeq and is a predicted model, not a curated record. Bases 1741 to 2025 code for a protein of 94 amino acids.
UGCUGUCACAAUGAUUAAACAAACACAAGUACACACACAAAUACAAAUGCAGGUAAAAUAGUAAGACACUGUUCAGUGUCACAUGCUGUAAAAUAUUUUUUUGUUGCUGUUAUUGAUCUUUUUUAUUAUUGUCAUUUUCUAGGUGGUUGUAAAUAAAAAUUAAAAUCAUGUUGAUUGGAAUCUCCAAAGCAAUCAUUUUGGUGUUCCUUGAUAAAAGGGCAUAUAAAUGGCUGACAGCUUUAAAUGAAAUCAGAACAAAACUGUUAAAUGAUGUUUAAUUUAUUUUGCUUAACGCUGUAAGGGAACUAAAUCCUUUACAGGGUAACAUACACACAAAGAUUCACACCUAGGAGGAAUCUGACAAUCUAACCACCAGCAAGUUUUGGGAGCCUGAGGUAAAUUCAAGAAAUUUGUUGAAACACACACAUACAAGGAGAGAACAUAAAAAAUCCAGUAACCUAAGUUUAGAAUCAAACUGGAACCCUGGAGUUAUGAGGUGCUUAUGCCAUUCCUGUUGCUAAUAAUGAUACUAAUAAUGGUGUAUACCAUAGCACUGCUCAAUUCUCUAAUCUGUAUUAUGAUAUGUUUAUAAUAACGCACAAUUUCUGUGUUAUCACAUCUACUUUAAUAGCAAAUUAAUAGAGACAUACAUGCUAGAUGGUUCACAUAAUCUAAAUCCAAUAAACAGAUGAAGAAAAUGUGUGGCUAACAAAAAAAAGGUGAUGAUUUUACUAGGGAAGCUUAUGCAUAUUAUAGGCAACAUAUAGUUAAGAAAUCAGUGCAUCAGUGAGUCAGCAGUGAGUUAAACAAGAGGACGGUGUCAUGUUUCUACCCCUUUUUUUCCCCAUCACGAAAAACACUUCUGGGUUGGUCAUCAUGGAUCGAGCACUUUUCGAGUUAGCUUGAGUUAGCUACGUUAUUUAAGGACACAGAUGACACUUGCUCAUUGCCAAAUGGUCUCUCUAGUUCGCUUUGUGCCCUGUGAGACAUCUUGCUGUUUCCUGCUUGAGUAUUUUCCCAGUUUUGACUUUUGCCUGUUCCUGUUUGCCGACCCUGUCUUCUGUCCCAGUUUGCCUUAGUUUAUCCCUGCUUUUUGACCCUGCCCAUUACAGUUCUCGUCUCUGCCUGCCCUCUGCUACCGCUGACUGUGGAUCAGAUUACCUGGAGUAUGUUUUGGAUUUUGCCUCUUGGAUCACCCCUUGGAUUAUUACCUCCUGUUCUGUGGAUUAUUGUGUGUGAACUCUGCUAUUGUGUUAACCUCCCAUUCUGUGGAUUACUGUUUUACCUUGCACACCCCUGUUACUUUGCACCUGUGGACUCAAAGACUUUUGGACUGUCUGAACUGUGCUCUGACACUGUGAGACUGUGUUUCUCUUUUGGCUCAUUAAAAUCCAUUCAACCAGAGUCCUGCCUGGCAUCCUGCAUUUGGGUUUGUUGUAAAUUAACCGAAGACCAGUAGAAGGGUGAUCAUGGAGACUUGGAAGUAUGUUGCAGGAAUCUUUUAUUGAAGAUUAGAACACACUCAGAAUUGCUGUGGUCAUCAAGAUCUCCACAGACAGACAAGAAACCUCUGGUAUUUAUACAGAUUUUGGUAGGCUGUCCUUCAGGUUGUGUUUUAAGCAGACCCCUCAUUUUCCCCUAACCCCUCUUAGAGACUAUGUUUACCCACUAAGAUUUGCGACCCAUUUGGUUGCGAGAAAGAAUGUUUACGACCUUUCCCGAACAGCAGCUACAGGAGACAUGCCUGCAUAUCAUAUGCGGUCCACAUCGUCAGGGCUACCACAAGGUAUGGUCAUGGCUCCAUCACCGAGAGCAAUCCACAGUCCAGAGCAACAAGCAGAGGCCACACUCAAACGAGAGGUUCGCCUAAUGAAGAACCGACAGGCAGCACGAGAGUGUCGUCGGAAGAAGAAAGAAUAUGUGAAGUGCCUGGAGAAUCGCGUUGCUGUGCUGGAAAACCAGAAUAAAACACUAAUAGAGGAACUCAGAGCUCUGAAAGACAUUUACUGCCACAAGCCUGAGUAACACACACACUUGCGCACACACGCACACUCUACACACGCAUAUGCUGUUAAGACUGAUCCUUAAGCACAUACUGCAACAGAAAUUUACAUAUUAUCUAGAAUCAGAACUACUUUUUGCUUGUGAAUGCUCUGAAUUGCUUUUUAUUUUAUGUAUGUUUUUUUAUUUAUUGCAUGAACCACAUUUGUUUGGUAGCCAGCUGUGGAACAAACAUUAAUGCUGUAUUAAACUGAAUGCUAUAUUCAUUGCAUUCUUAUGCUACUCUUGACAUUCCUGUCUUUUCUGAGUGGAAAGUAGUGUAUGUAGUUAUUACAUGUUAUUACUAAACACAGAGCAAUUUAAGGCCAAGUAAUACCUGUCAAAUUGAAAGUGAUUGUUAGGGUGUUUCUCUAUGUUUGUUGGCUGCCCUUUCUUUGUUUAGUUACUGUAGCAUUCUCCUAAAAAUCUAUCAUGUUCUCACUCAGUAUACCUAUUCACUAUCUGCCUUAAAAUAUCACUUAAAAUAUCAGAAAAACAACACUGUUGAGAGUUAUGUGUUUAACUAUUUGGGUAGUAUUAAUUUUACUCCAUACUGUCUUAAUUGAGCUACACUGAAAACACUGUUAAAUUAACUCCAUUACACAAACUAAUUUCCCAUUAAGAACUUGUUCAUUUUUUGCAUUCUCCCUUGAAGUGCAAUAUGAUGUUGAAUUAAAUCAUUACAAAAGAA